Messenger RNA from Tripterygium wilfordii, 801 nucleotides. RefSeq lists its product as uncharacterized. Lineage: Eukaryota; Viridiplantae; Streptophyta; Magnoliopsida; Celastrales; Celastraceae. Bases 45 to 533 code for a protein of 162 amino acids. The transcript is spliced from 2 exons. The record is from RefSeq and is a predicted model, not a curated record.
UUCACAGCUGACCGCCCCUCUCCAAGUCCAUCUCUGGCUCUUCAAUGGCACGACUCCUUCUCUCUCUCAUCUUUCUCUCUCUAACCCACCUCUCUUUCUCCACACCCUUCAAUCCCAACCAUCCGAUUUCCCCUCUCUUCGCUGUCAAUGACGUCCACGACCUCCUCCCUCAGUACGGCUUCCCCAGAGGCCUCAUUCCGGCCAAUGCCAAAUCCUACACUCUCGAAGACGACACCGGAUCAUUCACAAUCCAUCUUGAGGCACCAUGUUAUGUUCAAUUUGAUCAGCUGGUCUGGUAUGACAAGAUAAUCAAAGGGAGGUUGACUUAUGGAGCUGUUCAUGAUGUAUCAGGAAUCCAGGCCAAGAAGCUCUUCCUCUGGUUGCCUGUGACUGGGAUUGAGGUUGAUAAGGAUGCAGGCAUGCUUGAGUUCUAUGUUGGGGCUUUGUCUGAGAAAUUGCCUGCUAAGCAGUUCCAGGAAGUUCCUACCUGUAGGGGCAAGGGUUCCUUGCGGACCAAUCUGGCAUCCAUUUGAGGGGAGAAUGCCAACUUGAUACAAAGAGAGUCCCGAGACUCAUCUUAUUCAAAGCUUUCCGAGAAAAAGUCAGAAAACCUUAAAUGCCUACCGAUCAAGAAAUGGAUGCUAUCAAAGGCAAAUUAUGUAAAUCUCAUGGUUUCUAUUAUAUAUAUGUGAAUAAGUUAAGAUAAAUAUUUUCUUUGUAUGUAAUUUGUUAUGGAUUGGGCGUGAAUGCCAAACUCAACCCUCCUCCCCAAGCAUAAUAUAUUUCUGAUCCAAAACACAA